Messenger RNA from Medioppia subpectinata, 1138 nucleotides. Lineage: Eukaryota; Metazoa; Arthropoda; Arachnida; Sarcoptiformes; Oppiidae. The record is from the annotation of a GenBank genome assembly.
AUGUCAUUGUCAGACCAAUCACGAGGCCAUCACCCGAUGGAACCGAUUGAACACACAGUUCGCACAACAGACAAAUUGAAUGCAAUUCUACUCCAAUUGAGACAAUACUCGCAUCAAGUGGUGGACGGAUGUCAUUGUCAGACCAAUCACGAGGCCAUCACCCGAUGGAACCGAUUGAACACACAGUUCGCACAACACACCACUCCAGACACCACUCCAGACACACCUCAACCCUCGCAGCCAUCGCUGCCUUCAAUGACACGAAGCGAUGAAUUGAAAGCAUGCGUUGGAUCUGUUGAAUGGUUGACAUGUGAUGAAUGCGAGGCUGUCUUCGAGAAUAAGCUGAACCUCUCGGGCAGUAGUGAUGGCCACCAAUCCGGAGACAAACGAAAUAACAAUUGCGAAAAUGGGAAGCGAUUCAAGUGGAAGAGACCGCCGAAGAGACCAUCUCGACACUCGCGCCAGACAUCCAACUACUAUAGGAUGUGUAAUAAGUAUCAGUGCAGCGAAUGCUUCAAUUGGUUGCCAUCAGAAACCGCUUUAGAGACGCAUUCAAAUAAGUACCACAAGAACUCGAAACCCUUCGUGUGUGUCGUAUGUAAGGCCACGUUCUUCGCCAACCUCUCACUUCUCAACCAUUUGUCACAAACACAUCAAAUGUCUGCCUUUGCGUGCGAUUCGUGCGACUAUAAGACACGGACUAAACAUCACUUAAUCCAACACAUGAUCACACACUCCAAGGAUAGGCCCUAUAAAUGCCAUUUCAAAGGCUGUAACAAAUCGUUUAAACGCAAGUUUGAGUUAAUUCGACACAAUAUUCUUCAUAAGAAGCGCUUCCAAUGCAAGGAAUGUAAUGAGAGUUUCAAAGACAAUCCGUCACUUCUUAACCAUUUGUCUCUCAAACAUAAAAUAUCACUCUUUGAGUGCGAUUUGUGUUGUUAUAAGACAAAGAUUAAACACCAUCUGAUCCAACAUAUGGUCACCCAUUCCAACGAAAGACCAUUCGGGUGUCACAUCCAUGGAUGCAAUCAAACAUUCAAACGCAAAGACAUGUUAAUCAGACACGAAAGACUUCACCAGUAGUUACACAAUGUAUUCAUAUUAAUCAUACCUAAUAUUGUAUCACAUAUUAUAUCAU